AUGGGCGUAGACGAACAAACUAGAAAACGGGCUGGAUCCAUCCCAUCCAUGGAAACAACCGGUGACGCAUUAAAAGAUGAGACCGUUAUUGUCGUCCUCGGUGCAUCUGGUGAUCUCGCAAAGAAAAAGACUUUCCCAGCUCUUUACGCUUUAUUCGCUCAAGGAUUACUCCCCAAAGAUGUCCACAUCGUUGGUUAUGCUAGAACCAAGAUGGAUGAAGCGGAAUUCUACAAGAGAGAAACUGAACAUAUUGAAGGUGAUGAAGAGAAGAUUAAACAAUUCAAAGAUAUAUCUUCUUACAUCUCCGGACAAUACGAUAAAGAUGAAGGAUUUCAAGAACUAUUAAAACAUCUUGAAAAAUUAGAAGGUGAUCGAAAAACCAAAAACAGAGUGUUCUACAUGGCAUUACCACCUUCGGUAUUCACAACAGUUGCUAAAGGAUUGAAAAAAAACGUUUAUUCAAAAGAUGGCAUCAACAGGAUUAUAGUAGAGAAACCAUUUGGUAAAGAUUUGGAAUCAUGUAGAGAGAUGAUGGCUGAUUUGAAAUCACAAUGGUCUGAAAAUGAGACUUAUAGAAUCGAUCAUUAUUUGGGUAAAGAAAUGAUCAAGAAUUUAUUAGUAUUGAGAUUCGGAAACGUCUUUUUGGAUGCUGCAUUCAACAAGAAUUUUGUCAGUAACGUUCAAAUAGUCUUCAAAGAACCCUUUGGAACAGAAGGAAGAGGUGGUUAUUUCGAUGAAUUUGGAAUCAUCAGAGAUGUUUGUCAAAACCAUCUUCUUCAAACACUUUCUAUCCUCGCUAUGGAACGACCUGUUUCUUUCUCCGCCGAAGAUAUCAGAGAUGAGAAGGUCAAAGUACUCCGAUCCAUUCCCGCUAUCGCCCAAAAGGAUGUUCUCCUUGGUCAAUACGUUGCCGAAGGCGACAAACCCGGUUAUCUCGAUGAUGAAACAGUUCCCAAAGGCUCAGUAUGUCCUACGUUCGCCGCCAUGACUCUUUGGGUAAACAACCCUCGAUGGGAAGGUGUACCUUUCAUCAUGAAGGCAGGAAAGGCACUCAAUGAAUCCAAAGUAGAAAUCCGAAUUCAAUUCAAAGAUGCCCUUCAAGGUAUCUUCACAGACAUUCCUCGAAAUGAAUUAGUGAUGAGGAUUCAACCUUCAGAAGCUGUUUACUUGAAAAUGAAUGCUAAAUUACCUGGAUUCGCGACAAGAGCUGUACCCACUGAAUUAGAUUUGACAUACAAAAAGAGAUUCGUCGAUACCAACAUUCCUCAAGCUUAUGAAGCUUUGAUCUUGGAUGCUAUCAAAGGUGACCAUUCCAACUUUGUAAGAGACGAUGAAUUAGAUGUAGCUUGGAAGAUCUUCACUCCUAUCCUCCACUGGAUUGAUAGUAAAGACGCGCCUAAACCCGAACCCUAUCCUUACGGUUCUAGAGGUCCUAAGCAACUCGACGACUUUACUUCUAAAUUCGGUUAUCAACGAUCUCCACAAGAAUACUCUUGGCCUCAUACUUCUGCUAGCUUGUAA
Kwoniella shivajii is the source of this 1521-nucleotide messenger RNA. RefSeq names its product glucose-6-phosphate dehydrogenase. Lineage: Eukaryota; Fungi; Basidiomycota; Tremellomycetes; Tremellales; Cryptococcaceae. The transcript has 7 exons. Gene Ontology annotation, cellular component: cytosol. Gene Ontology annotation, biological process: pentose-phosphate shunt, oxidative branch; glucose metabolic process. The record is from RefSeq and is a predicted model, not a curated record. The coding region runs from base 1 to 1521 and encodes 506 amino acids. Gene Ontology annotation, molecular function: glucose-6-phosphate dehydrogenase activity; NADP binding.